Molecule: messenger RNA, 1508 nt
Organism: Schistocerca serialis cubense
Lineage: Eukaryota; Metazoa; Arthropoda; Insecta; Orthoptera; Acrididae
Exons: 1
Coding region: 172-690 (172 amino acids)
Biological process (GO): response to heat; protein refolding
Molecular function (GO): protein folding chaperone
Source: RefSeq, a predicted model, not a curated record
UGGUACUUUCGAGAUACGUCUAGUUCUUGUCUGAUGCAAGGCGUAUAGCGUCGCGGUAAGCCGCAUCGUAUAAAUGCGGGUUACAAGCGCACUGCGCGCAGUUUGUCAGUGGAAAGCGUGAGGCUUUACGUGCACGGUGUUUCUGCACUAGUGAGUUACAUCGUAUACAUUAUGUUGCGAUCAUUCGGAAGAGUGAUGCCAGCUACUGUAGCUGUUCGUCAAGCGUUGCGGCAGCCUGCCCAGUGCCGCAGUUUCUGGGAUUUUAGCAGAUCUUCUGAUCUUCGGUCCUUGGCACGCGAUAUGGAGCGGCAGGUUGAGAGACUGGAGAGGGAAAUCAUGGGCGGUUUUCCCUUCAAUAGGUUACGGCCUCGUUACAUACCGAUAUCCGGCACCAGCACUUCACCAAAAUCAUAUCGGUAUAACAUUGACGUUGAAGGUUUCAAACCAGAAGAAAUACAAGUGUCAUUGAAGGAUCGUUUAUUAACGCUCUCGGCGAAGAUGGACAGGACAUCCGAGGACGGAAGCAGAUUUUACCAAGAAAUUGUGCGCCAGGUAACAAUUCCCGAAAAUGUGAAAAUUGAAGAGCUGAAGUCUUACAUAAAUGACGGCGUUCUUUCAAUAGAGGCACCUCUUGAGUCUGCCAGCGGACCUAAAGAAAUACCAGUCAGUCGCGAAGAGCAGACAAAUUAAUGAACAUUUAAAUAUUUCAGAAAGUAUUCCGUAGUUUGCAAAUAUGUUCAUUUAUGUACCAUACCAUUAAAACAGUCAUCGACAAACGCAGCACAGACUUUUAAACGACGCAGCACAGUCAUUUUCAGUUGAUAUUAAUCAUUAUUGAGAGACUCUCAUUGCCUGACAGUGGGCGAAAUUUUGUAUUUCUCUUUCUGUUGUGUUUGUUACUCUUUGGAAAAAACAUGCUUUGAAAUUUAUAGGCAAUAAUUUGCUAGAAUGAAGAAAAAGAAGAGGCUGUUACUACGGUCACUCAAUUGUUGUGUGUCGUGAUGUUCUUUCUGCUGUUCGUUUGUACCUCUAAAUAACAGUGGAAGAAGUUUGUGACAUGCAUGUGGUACUGGCUAAAACAAUUAAGACUGAUGUAAAAAUCUCAUUUUGAUUUUGAUUUUUGCGGCUCUGAUGAAUGCAUUAUGGCGAAAUUAUAUGCGUUUCGCCCUAACCUUGGUAGAAAUAAUUUAGUUAUUUGCCCCUAAAUUUACAAGAGAGAUUAAGUAUGUGUGACUCAUUGUGAAAUCAAUGGUUAUCAUAUACUGUGUUAGUUAUGGCUUAACAAUGAAACUUGUAAGAAUUAUUUUGCAGUGUUGUAAUUCAAAUCGUGGAGAUAAAUUGUGCAGUAGGCCUAAUGCUUUUGUGUGAACAAAUCAUUGCCAUUCUGAUGCCUGCAUAUUGCUGCACAUUUAGAAUUGUCAAUUUUACUUUUUUAUGUUCAUUUGCACAAAACUUGUUUGUACAUUGCACAUUGACUAUUCUUAAAUAAAUUUUUUGUAUACUGAUGA